Molecule: messenger RNA, 3459 nt
Organism: Cladocopium goreaui
Lineage: Eukaryota; Dinophyceae; Suessiales; Symbiodiniaceae
Source: the annotation of a GenBank genome assembly
AUGGCCCUGCCACACUUCUACAGGAAAUCCCAGCAUGCCAUCCCUUCGCUCCCCCACCGCCAUCCCUUUUCCAAGCCGCAGAUUCCCACGGCCAACGUCCGUGUAGUGUGCCGCAUUCGUCCCAUGAAUGACAAGGAGAAGAAGGCUGGUGCCACACCCGCCGCCACCGCAUCCACGGAGCGAAAAGAAGUUGCCGUGGUUCGCAUCCUGGCGGGUGGCACCCGCCAGGUGCGGUCCACCUUUCACUUCGACGACGUCCUGACGUCCUUCAGCAGCCAGGAGGACGUCUUUCGCGCCACGCUGCAGCCGCUGGUGGGACAGGUGCUAGCUGGCUACGAAACCACGGCUUUUGCCUAUGGUCAGACGGGCACUGGAAAGACGUACACGAUGGAGGGACAGCUCGAUUCCGUGGAAGGCCGUGGCUUGGUGCCGCGCACUGCGAGCGCAGUGUUGGAAGCCUUGGCCACCUCGGAGUUUACGGAGAGUUCCGUGACCGUUUCCUACCUGGAGAUCUACAAUGAGGAGUUGAGUGAUUUGCUCGCCUGCUCCGAUCGACACCAGAAAUUGGAUCUCAAGGACGUGGGCGGCGGUCGAGGAGUUUGUUGCCAGGGCCUUUCGGAGGUCGAGGUCCAUUCCAUGGAAGACAUCUUGGAAGUGGUGCGCCGCGCACAGGAGAAGCGCCGAGUGGCGGAGACGCGCGUGAAUGCUCGCAGUAGCCGAUCCCAUAGCAUCUUUACCAUGAAGGUGAAGUGCCAGCGCGCCGUGGCUGGGGGCGAGCUGGAGAAUCAGGGCAAGUUGCAUUUGGUCGACCUGGCGGGCAGUGAAUGUGCCAAGAAGGGCGGCUUGAUCUAUUCCGAGGAUGUAUCUGCCGCAGCACGGAUGUUGGCGGGGCAGGAAGAGGAACGAGAGCGCCGCUCCAUCAACCAGAGCCUGUUGACCCUGGGCCGCGUCAUCACUGCGUUGCGGGAGGAUCGGAUGCUUCCGGAGCGGCGCUGGCAGGGCUCUGGUCGCGUUCCAUACCGGGACUCCAAAUUGACGCGGCUGUUGCAAGACGCCCUGGGGGGUCGUUGCAAAACCGUGAUCAUCGCCACCAUCUCGCCGGCCUUGGCAUCUGUCGAGGAAACCAUUUCGGCUUUGUCUUAUGCGGAACAAGCAGCAGGGAUUCGAAACAGGCCGGUCGCUUCCUCACUGCUGCGCACCGCCACGGUGUCGGCGCAACAGCGCAGCGUCACGUCGCACGCGGACGUCAGCUCCAAUUCAGGUUUGGGCGCAUCUGAAUGGGCUGAAUUGGAGAUGAAGGUCACAUACCUCUCGCAAGAGCUGGAAGAAGCUCAGGUGGCACUGGGCCGGAAGUACCAGGAAGCCCAGGAGGAGGCGGAGCGCGCGCAUCGCGCCGAGGUGCGGCUGGAUCAGACGAUCUCCGAGCUGCGGAAGGUGCAGCUGAGCUGCGAGGAGCAGACCUUUGCCAAGCAGCGAUUCGCCUCCUUGGCUGCGGGGCGACACGAGGCGGUAAUGAGUCUUCAGAACUCCCUGGCCACCAUGGAUCGUCAUCGCGUGUCCUUGGAGAAGCAUUUGCAGAGCGCCAAGGAUCAGCACAGGACGUCCCAGUCGCGCGCCAGCGAAUUCUGUCAGCAGCUGCAGCAGCAGCUGCCGGAGAAGGUGCAGCCGCUGGAAGAUCCGCGGGUCGAGGAGAAGAUCUCACAGAUGACUUCCAUCCAAAGUGCCACCUUGGGCGAGUUGCAGCAAGACCAAGGGCAGCAAUGUGAGAAUCUCACAGCGCUGACUUCGAAGCUCCAGACGCAUCGAGGUGUCCGCAACGAAACCGUUGGUCAAGCGUGCACCGAAGCCAAAACGGAAAUUCUGGAGAACCUCUCCCAAACCACCGCCACGUUGCAGAGCAUCGAAGCCGCCCUGUGCUCCGCGCAGCGGGUUUCGACGGCCGCCUCCAGCAGCGCCGCGCAGCGCGCAGACGGCGCCGCGGCGGCCUUCGCCGCAGCGGCGCAGCGGCUGCGGCAGCGCGUGGCGUCGCAGCGGCAGCGCCUGGACGAUACCGGGCAGCGCAGCCGUGCGGCGUUGAGGGCCGCGGAGGAGGCCGUGGUGGAACUCACCGAGGUCUCCAAGGAAUCGCUGAAGGAAGCACUGGAAGUGGUGGAUCAGUUGGAACAGAUGCAGAUGGAAGUCUUGAAAGAGAUGAAGGAAGAGGCAAAUCAAGGUGCUGGAAAUGUGGAGGCUGCCGCCGCAUCGGGCACGGAAGCGGUGGAGCUGGAACGCCGGCAUGCGGCGCAGACUGCGGAGCAUGCGCAGAAACGCUGGGAUUCCGUCACGGAAGCACUGCUGGAACAUGCCAAGGAGGAAGAAGUCCUUCUGCAAGAGGCACAACAGGCCUCCCAACAGAUCCAACAGGCAUCAGCGCAGCGCAUCGCCACCUGUGCCGAGAAGACGCAGGAAACCCAAGGCGAUGCUGUGGGCGCCGUGCAAGCGCUGCGCCAGGGUGCUGUCAAGGCGCUUCAAGAGCAGUGCGAGGAGAUGCACGACUUCGUUGAGGGCAACAAGGCGAGCAUCCUGGACAAGGACAUUCCUCUAAGGCCUGAUUCCUUAGUCCCGGAGCUGAAACUGCCGCCCAUUCCCAGCGAGGAACAGCUGCUGUCUGAGUUCCAGACCAGUCGUCAACCAAUGAGUUCCGGCUUGAUCCAGAGCGUCACCGCUGCACUGCGCAACAGCAAGCAAGUCUUGAGUCCGGUGCAGGUGAGCAACAUCCAGGAAGCUCUUAAGCUUUUGGAUUUGCCCUUGGAGGACAAGCCAACCUGGGGCUCCUCCGCCACGCGUGGUCUCUUCUUUGUUUUCGAGGGUCUGGAUCGCAGCGGCAAAUCCACGCAGAGUAAGAAGUUGGAAGAGUAUUUGUCCAAGGCGGGCCGAUCGGUGAAGUGGAUGUGCUUCCCCAACCGGAAGACGCCCAUCGGCACGGCCAUCGACCUCUACCUUCGGAGGCAGCUGGAACUUCCGGAUGAAGCGGUGCACCGACUCUUCAGCGCAAAUCGCUGGGAGAUGGCGAAGUCGAUUGUGGAGGACCUGCGGGCGGGGACCACCAUCAUUUGCGACCGCUAUGCUUUCUCCGGGGUGGCCUACUCGGCAGCGAAAGGCCUGGACUUUUCGUGGUGUCAAGCGCCAGAUCGGGGACUUCCCUGUCCGGAUGGCAUCUUCUUCCUACACAUCGAUGAAAAGGUCGGUGCUGCUCGCUCCAAUUUCGGGGAUGAGCGAUACGAGAACGCGGAGAUGCAGGCCAAAGUGCGCGCCCAAUUCAAAGAUCCUCGCCUGAGGGCGAACGUGCAUUGGAAAGAUGUGAACGGCGCACGCGACAUGGAGGUGAUCCAUGCUGAAAUCCGCUCCGCUGUAGAAGUCAUCCGACAAGAGGAUCAGGAGAACCGGCAGCGAGCUAUUCCCCGUCUCUGGGUAAAGUGA